Cololabis saira (Pacific saury) is the source of this 1022-nucleotide messenger RNA. Its product is annotated as protein NLRC3-like. The record is from RefSeq and is a predicted model, not a curated record. Lineage: Eukaryota; Metazoa; Chordata; Actinopteri; Beloniformes; Belonidae. The transcript is spliced from 2 exons. The coding region runs from base 24 to 1022 and encodes 332 amino acids.
AGAUCCCUCCUGAGUGUGUUUCCAUGGUGACAGAAGUCAGAGGGUUCACUGACCCACAGAAGGAGGAAUACUUCAGGAAGAGGUUCAUAGAUGAGAAGCAGACCAGCAGGAUCAUUUCCCACAUGAAGACAUCACGGAGCCUCCACAUCAUGUGCCACAUCCCAGUCUUCUGCUGGAUCACUGCUACGGUCCUGGAGAAUGUCCUGGAAACCACAGAGGGAGGGGAGCUGCCCAAGACCCUGACUGAGAUGUACAUCCACUUCCUGGUGGUGCAGGCCAAACUGAAGAAGGUCAAGUAUGACAGAGGAGCUGAGACGGAUCCACACUGGAGUCCAAAGAGCAGGAAGAUGAUGAAGUCUCUGGGAAAACUGGCUUUUGAGCAGCUGCAGAAAGGAAACCUGAUCUUCUAUGAACCAGACCUGAGAGAGUGUGGCAUCGAUGUCAGAGAGGCUUCAGUGUACUCAGGAGUGUUCACCCAGAUCUUUAGACAGGAGAGCAUCCUGUACCAGGACCAGGUCUUCUGCUUCAUCCAUCUGAGUGUUCAGGAGUUUCUGGCUGCUCUUCAUGUCCAUCAGACCUUCAUCAACUCUGGAGUCAACCUGCUGGAAGAUCAACUAACAACUCACCCUUCUUCAACCGGUUUCUAUCAGACAGCUGUGGACAAGACCUUAAAGAGUCCAAACGGACAUCUGGACUUGUUCCUGCGCUUCCUCCUGGGUCUUUCAGUGGAGACCAAUCAGAACCUCCUGCGAGGUCUGAUGACAUCAAACUACAGAAGUUCACAGAACAAACAGGAAACAGUUGAAUACAUCAAGAUGAAGAUCAGUGAGGAUCUGUCUGCAGAGAAAAGCAUCAACCUGUUCCACUGUCUGAAUGAACUGAACGAUCAGUCUCUGGUGGAGGAGGUCCAAGAGUCCCUGAGUUCUGGAAGUCUCCCCACAGAGGAUCUGUCUCCUGCUCAUUGGUCGGCUCUGGUCUUUAUCUUACUGUUAUCAGGAGAUCUGGAGCACAACCUCAUGUGA